AGGUCCACGUGGAGGUCAGGAACUGCUACUUCCUGGUGGCCAAUCCCAUCGAGGACGUGCCGGGGCGCUUGCAGGUCACCAACUUCAGGCUGAAGUUCCAGCCCUCGAAAGGCGCCCUCCGCGAGGAGCUGCGCUGGAUGCAGGAGGUGAGACUUUUCGACGUGCCGCUAGGGCUCGUCGAGGAGGCCAAGGACAGCAGGUCGGCCGCCGGGCGGGGCGCCUCAGAGCUCCGGCUGAAGGUCGCCACCAAAGACUUCCGUUCGCUCGACUUCCUGCUGCCCUCUGAGGGGGACAUGGCGAACGUUGUGGAGGCGAUCAGGGCCUUUGGCACGCCGG
Molecule: messenger RNA, 336 nt
Organism: Prorocentrum cordatum
Lineage: Eukaryota; Dinophyceae; Prorocentrales; Prorocentraceae
Source: the annotation of a GenBank genome assembly